AUGGCAGGCCUCCCAUCUUGCAUUCUCCGCUUUAUCUGUCACAUUCCAACCGGAGACGCCGGCUUCAACGGCAGGAAAGUCUAUGAUCUGAUCAAGAAGGUGGACGAUAUUCAAGCCUUUCCGAACGGCGAAGAGUUUCUCAAAGGGCUGAACUUCGUUGCCAAAGCGGCGUUGGGGGUGUUUUUUUCCCUCUCACAGGGGCUUGCUACUUUCGGCUGGAAUUUUGCCAUGUUCGUGCUUUCAUAUCCAGCCUUUGGUCCCUUCCUCUUCAUAAUCGGGCUAAUAGACGCGACACUUGUUAUCCCUCUCAUUCUCGGUCUACGAAACCAGUUCAAUUAUCUUCCCCUCUCGUCCGUUCCCUGUGCCCACGCGGAAAACUGGAGAAACGGAACCGAUGGCCGCAAUAUCUUCGUUGACGCGAGUCGAAGGAAUCCGGACCACUCUCCGAACGAAAUUUGUUUUGAAGUGGUAACAAAUAUGAAAUGGACUAUUGCGGUCAUACCUUUCGGCUGCCUUGACAUGAUGUUCCGCCCUUUCAUCGCCCUCAAGCAUGCCACCUCUGCAGGAGUGAGAUAUACUUUCAGAUAUCUAUCAAAGUUUCUUCAGAGACCUCAAGGUCGCGAUAUGGGAUUGAAAGCACAUGUCGAAUAUCCAUUGGAGGAGGCCGAUUUUCAGGUCGAAUUGGCCCAAAAUAGUAACCAAAAUGUUUCCCAUCCGCUUCAUUUCAUAGAUGUUGUGCAAUCCAAGCUCGCACCGAUUGAAGAGCGAGAUGAGGGCACAUUGCAAAAUCUGCCGUAUCCAAAUAUGCAGGUCAUGUUCAUCGAUCACCAAAGUCGCCAGUUCGGUGGCAUCCGCACAUCUGAAAACAUGCACUCCAUACUGCACCAGAUGUUUCUACGCGCACUGUUGCCGAAGCGACGGUACACGAAGGAGGAAAGAGCAUUUAUCCCAAUGCCAACUGGCUAA
Molecule: messenger RNA, 966 nt
Organism: Arthroderma uncinatum
Lineage: Eukaryota; Fungi; Ascomycota; Eurotiomycetes; Onygenales; Arthrodermataceae
Exons: 5
Coding region: 1-966 (321 amino acids)
Source: RefSeq, a predicted model, not a curated record